CCGGGGAUGACGUGUCUCUUGCAUUUCUCAAUUCAUCAUCUCUGUCGCAGUUUGCAUAUCGCUCAUUCAGUCAACAGUUAAUGAUCAUCAAUACCUCUUUUGGACCUAGACUUCGUUAAUAUAUACAAGGGUGCAACGGGUGACGGCGCUGAAUCUCCAUUGAAUGCGCUCGCAGUAUCUUCAGAUGCUCCAGAUCCCGACCUAUUUGCUUGCAACUCAAUCCACACCGCCAUCAUGAACAUCAUCACUUUCAUGCAAAACCGUCCUCGACUUACAGGUGUGGUCUCAUUAGCUGCGGCCGGCAGCAUCGUCGCCGCAUACCUUGGCAAGCGACGCCUUGACCGGUCAUACCCGAGAGUCUCCAUCAAGGAACUUCCAAAGUCAAGUGCAUGUCGCAACCUCGUGGAGAGCAGCGAAGCGGUCCCGAAGUCUGUAUGGGGGAUGGAAAAGUCAGCUCUGCUGGCCUCAUGGUCUGGUGGCAACCAAACCCGCUGGGUCCCCUCCUUCGCAGCCCUUCAAGCGGAUGUCCCCGUGUCCCUUCUCGCUGGGUACGGAGCAUUUGACAGUGAACAGAGUAACACCGAGAAGGAUGAUGCGCAUCAUCUGAUGCAGAAUCUAGUUGCUGCCUUUCUUGAUGCGCGGGCCGCCGGGCCGGAGGCGUGGUUUCUGGACAAAGAGGUGCCGCCACUGUCCUUUGCGCCAGGUAGUCUGUUAUUCGGCGAUCAAGGCAGCAUGGGAGCCUUCAUGCUUGGGACCUGGAGUACAAAUCAGAAGUCUUCUAUCCAGCCUCACGCUCUUGGUCCAGAAGCACCCGAGCCUUGCUCCGAGUUCCCGUCAAACAGGGACGCGAUCCAAGAUAGUCCCACCGACACAGCCGGAGCCGUGAUGUACUGGAAAUUUCCCGACGGGCUGGUCCGAACAGUGGACAAGGCAGCAUCGUAUGGUCUACCGUGGCGGUUCAUGGAUGGCGGAUUCCAAGAAUUCAUUGUGGAAAGGGGUGUCAGAUGGAAUGGCCAGGGUGACAUACAUCAGUGUUGAAUGCUCUAACCUCCACCCGGGCAGCCAGUCUACAAGGGAUUUCAAGAUGUUGCCAUGGCUGGCUUAUGAGCUUCACGUAUUAUAUGCACAACUCCUCUGGCAUAAUACGGUGAUGCAACUUCGUAACCGCACGAAAACUUGAGUUGAUUUUCUACAUUCACAUUAUGAUAGAGAGUAGUAAUAGAGAUACCCCUCCGCUCAUCUUCCCUACUGCUUAUGUCCUAUACCCGUGCAUAUCCAGACGCUUAGAUAUUGCUGAUAAUC
Messenger RNA from Aspergillus novofumigatus IBT 16806, 1302 nucleotides. RefSeq lists its product as uncharacterized. The coding region runs from base 235 to 1038 and encodes 267 amino acids. The transcript has a single exon. The record is from RefSeq and is a predicted model, not a curated record. Lineage: Eukaryota; Fungi; Ascomycota; Eurotiomycetes; Eurotiales; Aspergillaceae.